AUGUCGAACUCGGUUAUCGAAGCCUUCAAAGGUAUCAAUGUAGCGUCUGCUCAUGAUUUGACUGAGCAUGAGGCUAUCUUUGAAGUUUCCUAUCAGUACUUGUCGAAGAUUAAGGACUUUCGUGAUUUGAAGUCUUUUCACUAUUGUCUUGUCUCCUUGAUCAAUAGUGAUAAAUACUACAGAGCUUUACAAUUAAUCAAGGAAGUGCCCAAUGAAAUCCAUCAAGAAUAUCCAUUGGAAAAGGCAUAUGUCUAUUACAAGACAGGAAAAGUUGACUUAUUGAAAGACGUUUACAAAUCAACAAUAAACCUGAACGACAUCAGUGACGCUUUAUCUAGAGGAUUGAAACACGUCGUUGCUCAAAGCUACUACCAGACUGGAAAGUACGAUGCAGCUUUGCAACUAUACUCUGAAUUAAUCUCUACCAAUACCGUUGACGGUACUGUGGAUUUGGCUUGUAAUGAGAGAGCUAUUUUGUCGCAGAUAGCCAUGAAGUCAGGAUCAUGCCCUGUACCUCAGCUGACCGUUUCUGAUUCUACAGAGACGUACGAUAUUAUCUUCAACAAUGCUUUGAUCAAGUUGGCAAGUGGGAAUUAUGAUGAGAGCUUACAGUUGUUGAAGUCUGCAUUGUCGCAGUGUGAAGAACAGAACCUUGACUCUGAGCCAACUGAGUUGAUGAUGGAGGUUUCCCCAAUCAAAUUGACUGUUGCAUACAUUUACCAAUUGAGUGGUAGAAUUGAUGAAGCGGUAGAAGUGUUAAGCACGCUCGAUUUGACCUUCAUUACUGACCUAAUGGUCCAGUUGAUUAUCAAAAAUAAUUACAAGUCCCUCCAUCCCUCUGAAGAAAAUGUCAACUUUGUUGCCAGAGAGUUGGAUUACCAAUUUCACUUUCAUCAUUUGAGACAAAAACUUACACCCAUUCAACGUCACACGUUGUUAAAGAACCACUUAUUGUUGUCUUACCAAAGCAAGUCCCUCUCAAAAAGCUCAAAGUACUUAACAAAUCGCUUCUACAAAGAGUAUUCGGACAGCUUUAACGGUGAUGUUACACCAUUAAUCUAUAAAGUCCUUAUCACGUUGGAUAUCACAUUGGAAGAUCUUGAAUCUCCAUCGCAAAACACCGCAGUCGCAAAGAAAAUCUUCAAGUUUGCUCGUGGAAAGCUAGAAAGCAACGACAUUUCUGAUAUUCUUGUUGCUGCGGCCAUUCUUUUGGUAUCUGUGAACACUGUUUCGGGUAAUUACGAUCAAUCUUUGUUGAUUUUGGAAAAAUUGGUUGAAGUUGAACUUUCCUCGAGCCCUGAGACACUUCAUGCUAGCAUUUUUGGGCUCAUAUUUACCUUGUAUGAACAAAGGAAUUACUCAAAAAAAUUGAACAGCUUGCAAUAUGCUCUUUUGCAAAAAUUCGAAAGCUUGGGGAGUGAAGUACUUCAGAGAAAUCCUCAUUUGUAUUACUUUGUUCGUGCGUUCGCUUUCAAGUACUUGAAUGCUGGUCUGGAGGAGAAGUCUUUACAUUUGUUCGGUAUCUUGCAUUCUACCCGAAAGGAUGAUCUGAUUGUUUCCAGUGUCGUUAACAAAGAUAACGGCUCGUUGGCUCCAAUGGAGUCGCUCGCAUCAAAUGAAAGUAUCGAAGAAUUGCUUUCAGUUAACGUUGAGACUUUAGUUUCAGCAGAGAACCCCGUUAAUCGGGCCGUUCCAGCAAAGAAGCCAGUACACAAAGUCACGAAAAAGAAGCAAAAGCCAAAGUUCUCGAAGCACAAGUUUUUCAAACCUGACCAUGAGUUUGAUCCUGCAAAGGACUUGGAUCUGGAGCGGUGGCUCCCGUUGAAACUCAGAUCAAAUUACAGACCUUCGAAGAAAGAUUUGAAGAAGAAAUCAGGAGGCCACCAAGGCGCUAUAGAGUCAUCACCUGCUCCUCAAACUGCUGCUCACUCGUCCUCAACUUCUACUAAAUCGAAGAGCAAAGGAAAGAAAAAAAAGGGUAAGAAGUAG
Clavispora lusitaniae ATCC 42720 is the source of this 1989-nucleotide messenger RNA. RefSeq names its product signal recognition particle subunit. The record is from RefSeq and is a predicted model, not a curated record. Gene Ontology annotation, molecular function: 7S RNA binding; ribosome binding; protein binding. Lineage: Eukaryota; Fungi; Ascomycota; Pichiomycetes; Serinales; Metschnikowiaceae. Gene Ontology annotation, cellular component: signal recognition particle, endoplasmic reticulum targeting. Gene Ontology annotation, biological process: SRP-dependent cotranslational protein targeting to membrane.